This is a messenger RNA of Onychomys torridus (southern grasshopper mouse), 1249 nucleotides long. RefSeq names its product nicotinamide nucleotide adenylyltransferase 2 (gene Nmnat2). Gene Ontology annotation, biological process: NAD+ biosynthetic process. The record is from RefSeq and is a predicted model, not a curated record. Gene Ontology annotation, cellular component: Golgi apparatus. Bases 146 to 1069 code for a protein of 307 amino acids. NCBI's taxonomy places the organism in Eukaryota, Metazoa, Chordata, Mammalia, Rodentia, Cricetidae. The transcript is spliced from 11 exons. Gene Ontology annotation, molecular function: nicotinamide-nucleotide adenylyltransferase activity; nicotinate-nucleotide adenylyltransferase activity.
GGAGUGACGCGGUUUGCGUCUAGAGCGGCUCCUUGGAGUCCACAGCAUCCACCGCCGGAGCCUCGCCUUCCUUUCUCCGUCUGCAGACAUAACGAGACACAAAAAGAGGCAACCCCUGGACCAGCGCGAGGGACCUACUCCCAUCAUGACCGAGACCACAAAGACCCACGUUAUCCUGCUGGCCUGCGGCAGCUUCAAUCCCAUCACUAAAGGGCACAUUCAGAUGUUCGAAAGAGCCAGGGAUUAUCUGCACAAGACCGGAAGAUUCAUUGUGAUUGGUGGGAUUGUCUCUCCUGUCCAUGACUCCUAUGGAAAACAGGGCCUAGUGUCAAGCCGGCACCGUCUCAUCAUGUGUCAGCUGGCUGUCCAGAAUUCCGACUGGAUCAGAGUGGACCCAUGGGAGUGCUACCAAGACACCUGGCAGACCACCUGCAGCGUGUUGGAACACCAUCGAGACCUCAUGAAGAGGGUGACGGGCUGCAUCCUCUCUAAUGUCAACACGCCUUCCAUGACGCCCGUGAUUGGACAGCCACAGCACGAGAACACGCAGCCCAUCUACCAGAACAGCAACGUGACCACCAAGCCCACCGCAGCCAAGAUCUUGGGAAAGGUGGGAGAAAGCCUCACCAGGAUCUGCUGUGUCCGCCCUCCCGUGGAGCGCUUCACCUUUGUAGAUGAGAAUGCCAACCUGGGCACAGUGAUGCGGUAUGAAGAGAUUGAGCUGCGGAUCUUGCUGCUGUGUGGUAGUGACCUGCUGGAGUCCUUCUGCAUCCCAGGACUCUGGAAUGAGGCAGAUAUGGAGGUGAUUGUUGGGGACUUUGGGAUCGUGGUGGUGCCCCGGGAUGCAGCUGACACAGACCGAAUCAUGAAUCACUCCUCAAUACUCCGCAAAUACAAAAACAACAUCAUGGUGGUGAAGGAUGACAUCAACCAUCCCAUGUCUGUAGUCAGCUCCACCAAGAGCAGGCUGGCCCUGCAGCAUGGGGACGGCCAUGUCGUGGAUUACCUGUCCCAGCCAGUCAUCGACUACAUCCUCAAGAGCCAGCUGUACAUCAACACCUCGGGCUAGCGACACCCAGCUCUCUCCUUUCCCCUUGUCUUGUGCCGACACACCGGCCCCUCCAGCCACUGUCAGACCCCAUUUUCUCUCUGCCUCUGUUUCUCUGUCUUCAUCUUGACUGUUCUCCCCACUGGCUGACUUGACCCCCACAGUGUGGGGGGCCUGCGAAGAACCGUUGAUUUCCCAUUC